Messenger RNA from Lathyrus sativus (Indian pea), 1170 nucleotides. The record is from the annotation of a GenBank genome assembly. NCBI's taxonomy places the organism in Eukaryota, Viridiplantae, Streptophyta, Magnoliopsida, Fabales, Fabaceae.
AUGGAACAAGAACAUCAUCAACAAGAACAAGAACCAUUAAUCUACAAUCUCCCUCACGACACACUUCUCAAAAUCUUCUCCUCUUUACCCCUCCGUCAAAUCAUCCUCUGCCGUUCCCUUUCCAAAUUCUUCAACCAACUCCUCACCACACCCACCUUCCUCCACCACAUCUCCGCCACUCUUCCACCACUCAACCUCCUUGCCCUCCGCCACCACAACCACCACAGCCACCACCAAAACCCCUCCACCGUCCACCUCUUCGAUCCUGACCUAAAUCAAUGGCUUCAUUUUCCUCUUAAUUUUCUCCCUUUCUCUAAUCCUCUCCCUGUCGCUUCCUCUCACGGACUCAUUUACCUUUGGGCCCAGCCCAAUAACACAAGCCCAAUUUCACAAGCCCAAGCCCAAACUAAAUCAUUACUCGCUUGCAAUCCACUAACCCGCAAAUUCCGAAUCCUUCCUCAAUUAGGAUCCGCUUGGUGUCGACACGGCUCGGUGUUAGUUGACUCAGUCAACCGAGUCAUGGUUCUAACUGAACUCGCCGCUUUAUAUUUCUCCGGCCACGACGGUGGAGGCGGUGGAAACGGUGGUUGCUGGCUGAAAUUCUCGUCGAAUCUUCCAUCAAAGCCGCGGAGUCCGGUUCUGAUUGAGGAUUCUGCUUACGCGCUUUGCUGCGAUGACGUUGGAUCUCCUUGGAGGAGUCAAUGGAAGCUAUUCUCGUGCCGAUUUACUUCGACGAGUUCGGUGAAGUGGUCAAGAGUAGAUCGGCGGGAGUGGGGAGAUGUUUUUGAUAUACUGAAACGGCCUAGGCUUGUUCGCGGAGUUGGGAACCGGAUCUUGAUGAUUGGGGGAUUGAAGUCAUCGUUUUCGUUGAAUUCUCCGUGUUCGACGAUUUUGAUUUUGAGGCUUGAUGUUGGGACGAUGGAGUGGGAUGAAGCUGGGAGGAUGCCGGUGGAGAUGUUUAGGUGUUUUCAGGAUGCUGGGAAGUUUAAGGUUUUUGGUGCGGGGGAUAGGGUUUGCUUCUCGGCUAAGAGGAUUGGGAAAGUGGCGCUUUGGGAUCGUGGUGCGGUGGCAGAGGGUGGAGAGUGGCGGUGGAUCGUUAAUGUGCCGGGAAAUGGUGAUGGAGUCUACCGGGGAUUUGUGUUUGAAGGGAGGCUUGAUGCAUUGCCUUGA